Messenger RNA from Glycine soja, 1488 nucleotides. RefSeq names its product protein MAIN-LIKE 1-like. Gene Ontology annotation, biological process: meristem maintenance; meristem development. The transcript is spliced from 5 exons. Lineage: Eukaryota; Viridiplantae; Streptophyta; Magnoliopsida; Fabales; Fabaceae. The coding region runs from base 1 to 1488 and encodes 495 amino acids. The record is from RefSeq and is a predicted model, not a curated record.
AUGGUUAGAACUAGAGGGUUAGGUCGUGCCUUAGGCAGGGUUUUAGGUAGAGCCCUGGGGAGAGAUGAUCAUUAUGAUUCAGAUGAUGUUCCCCAACGGAGAAGGCCUACAGCAUUUGCACGUAGGCAACGAGAAGCUGCCCUUAUUGUUGAGGAUGAUCCUGUGCUUACUGAAGACGUACAUGCACAUGGUGAAAAAGCUGUUGUUGAUGCUGAGAGAUUUCCAGGUGGGCCGCAUGACCCAUCAAUGCUGACUGACUAUGGUGACCGUGUUGCAGUCAUUGUGUGGAAUGGAGAGGAACGUCCUGAAUUGAAGUUAUUCUCCCAUGGGAGGAAGGUUCAGAAAUUUAGGAGGCCUGCUCCAGAAAUUGAAGGGCUAGUUGCUGCCACAGGAUUAAGUCCUUUGAUCGCAUGUUUAGUAGACACUGGCGAUCGGGGACUUAUAUCCGCUUUUGUGGAGAGGUGGCAUAAGGAAACUAGCAAUUUCCAUCUUCCUAUUGAAGAGCUGACCAUCACCCUGGAUGAUGUGGCAUCUCUGCUUCAUCUUCCAAUUAUUGGUGCAUUCUAUAGCUUCGAGCCUCUUCAUGUUGACGAAGCGAGUGGAAGUUAUGCAUGGGGAGUUGCCACCCUAGUGCAUAUGUAUGAUCAUUUGAAUGAUGCUUGUAAGAGCGGCGACCAACAGCUUGCUGAUUACAUCACUCUAUUACAGUGUUGGAUAUAUGAGCAUUUUCCCUCAGUUCCUGAGUGUUUGACUGAUCCAGACUAUGAUGAGAUCUCAUCACGUGCCUGCCGGUGGAUUGCUACGAAGACUUCUUUGAAGUCAUUACCUGCAUCGACGUACAGGAAACAUCUAGACGGACUGAUGAUUCUUGAUGUUUGUUGGAUGCCUUACGGUGAGCACCACGGAGUAUGGGACUUUGAUUUGAUUUCAUGUUUUUCAAGUCAUCUGCGAUGGGGUCCUGUUGUGGUCAAACACCGACCAGAGAGGGUGGUGCGACAAUUUGGAUACGUUCAGACCAUUCCUCCACAAACUACAGCUUCCAUGUUAUCAUUUGAAGAUAUUGACGACAUGUGGAUGCAUUACUCUUACUAUCUUGUAGCAGAGGGGCGGAUUUGUGUUGUGCCAGGACAGUGUGCAUCCGAUUACAUGGAGUGGUUCUUCAUGAUUUCUCAUCCUUUCAUGACACCGGCACAGCCUGCUGAUCCGCCCAGACAUCCACUUGGGUCACAGGAUGACACAUAUGUGGAGCCACAUAUCCCUGAGGUCCCAGUGGCACCAGCAGCACCACCACCGGCACAUGCCCCUUCUGAUGUGGAGCAGCCUAGACAUGCAGAGGCUUGCCAAGCAAUCGCAGAAAGGUUGGAGCGUCUCAACCUAAGGAUAGUCACUAUAGGCAUAGAAAUACACGAGGUUAUGAAAGACUACAUAAGGAUUACUAGGGGUGUCACACCAGAUGACAAUGUUUAUGUCAGGUCGCAACAAAGGUGA